AUGGCUUUAAAUCCACAAUACGAUGCCAUAGGAAAAAGUUUUGUACAACAAUAUUAUAUGCUAUUUGAUGAUCCUAUCCAAAGACCUAGUUUGGUGAAUAUGUAUAAUGUAGAACAUUCAUUUAUGACUUUUGAAGGAAAACAAUUACAAGGCUCUGCUAAAAUAAUGGAAAAAUUUGAGUCUCUCAGAUUUCAAAAUAUAUCUAGACAAAUUACUGUAGUAGAUUCUCAACCUAUGUUUGAUGGUGGAGUUUUAAUAAAUGUUUUUGGAAGAUUGCAAGUUGAUACUGACCCACCCCAUGAUUAUAAUCAAGUAUUUGUUCUAAAACCAUUAAAUGGCUCCUUUUUUGUCCAACACGAUAUUUUUAGGCUGAAUAUUCACAAUACUGCUUGA
This is a messenger RNA of Psylliodes chrysocephalus, 393 nucleotides long. The record is from the annotation of a GenBank genome assembly. NCBI's taxonomy places the organism in Eukaryota, Metazoa, Arthropoda, Insecta, Coleoptera, Chrysomelidae.